AUGCCCGAUCCUCCCGCAUCAAAGAGCGCUGGGCCGGCCAAGGUUCCUGCUCCCAAGAAGGGCUCCAAGAAGGCUGUGACCAAGGCUACGCGCAAGGAUGGCAAGAAGCGACGCCACCGCAGGAAGGAGAGCUACGCCAUUUACAUCUACAAGGUGAUGAAGCAGGUGCACCCCGAUACCGGCAUCUCGUCCAAGGCAAUGAGCAUCAUGAACUCGUUCGUCAACGACAUCUUCGAGCGCAUCGCUUCCGAGGCGUCCCGCCUGGCGCACUACAACAAGCGCUCCACCAUCACUUCUCGGGAGAUCCAGACCGCAGUGCGACUGCUGCUCCCCGGCGAGCUGGCCAAGCACGCCGUGUCGGAGGGCACCAAGGCCGUCACCAAGUACACAAGCUCCAAGUGA
Molecule: messenger RNA, 402 nt
Organism: Lethenteron reissneri (Far Eastern brook lamprey)
Lineage: Eukaryota; Metazoa; Chordata; Hyperoartia; Petromyzontiformes; Petromyzontidae
Product: histone H2B type 3-B-like
Cellular component (GO): nucleosome
Molecular function (GO): structural constituent of chromatin; protein heterodimerization activity; DNA binding
Source: RefSeq, a predicted model, not a curated record